AUUUGGAGGUUUUGUACUUAAGGCAGCACUAAAACAACUCAGUUUGGAGUAAAUUUGACACAAUUUUAACAAUUAUGUGCCGAUAUGUUGUAGACUUUGCUGCAAUGAAAGUUGAACUAUGUCGUUAAAUAGGAAUUACAUGUAAUGUAAAUUAUGCUACUUUACUGGAUUAUAAUAGUCCCAGUCUUAGGCACAGCGUUAUGGAAGACAAAUAAUAUAGCCAAGAGUUUGAUAAAGUACUCAAUUUUUAUUUGCUAUUGCUUCCUUACAACUCUUUUAAUACCACUUUGGUUGUUCAGACCGAGAGAUCCUCGAAAUCCGCUGUUGCCCUCAGCAGGAUUUAGAGCCCUCUGCAAGAUUUUAGAACUAGAAUGUACGAUAGAAGGCGAAGAGAACAUCGUCCGAAAUAGCGGAUGCGUGGUUCUGAUAAACCAUCAAAGUAUAAUAGAUAUGAUAGUUUUGUCGUACUUAUGGCCUACGCUUCCAAAAUGCACCGUGAUAUCUAAAAAAGAGAUGCUUUAUUACCAACCCAUAGGAUUGGCGUUUUGGCUAUGCGGUGUCAUAUUUAUAGAUAGGAAUAAAUCGAGUGAUGCCCAAAAUGCUAUUAACAAAACAGGAGAAACUAUCAAAACAAGGAAGGCGAGGGUGCUAAUGUUCCCAGAAGGUACAAGGAAUCUUGGUCCUAAGUUGAUUCCUUUCAAAAAAGGAGCCUUUCAUUUGGCUGUUGCCUCUCAAUGCCCAAUUCAACCGAUCGCCGUUUCCAGAUAUACUUUUUUGGGCCCAAAUAAAUUCGAAGCAGGUCGAAUAAGGAUCAGAAUCUUACCAGCUAUCCAAACUGAAGGGUGUACAACUAAAGAUGUUGAUAGAUUAAAAGAGGAUAUUUACCAAAUAAUGUCGGAAAACGUAGAUGAAUUAUCUAAAUCGAUAGACCCAAAUAGAACUGUUUAAUAAUAAUUUUUUAUAGAUUUUUUUGUACUUAACGUUGUACUUGAUAUUAUAACUUGUAAAAAAACGAGAAUUACUCUCACUAAUAUUUUUCAUAUAUCUUGGCUAUUUGCAUCAGUAAUUACAUUUUUUGUGAUGCUGUUGAGUAAUU
Molecule: messenger RNA, 1096 nt
Organism: Phyllotreta striolata
Lineage: Eukaryota; Metazoa; Arthropoda; Insecta; Coleoptera; Chrysomelidae
Source: the annotation of a GenBank genome assembly